UUUGAGCCCUCCUGGGUCCUAGCCAGUUAGAACUGGAGCCCAAGGCUAGGACUGACUGGGGGUAGUGAAGCCCUGGGAGAGAGAGGGGCUGUCCCAACUGUCAACAUCCUUGAUGGAUUAGGGGCAGGCCAGGGCUUGCAGCCAGCAUGCCUUAGUGCAGGAGAGGAACUGUGCGGGGCAGAUUGUGUGUAGAGAAGGGGGAGGUUGUGGUGACUUCCAUGGGGAGAAACACUGUUCAGUGAAACUCACAGCCAAAGGGAAAGGGGAGGGGUAGGUGAUCUGAGCGAGAAGGUGGAGGGACCUGAGGAUGUGACUUGGUGUGGACACAGCCCACAAAGUGUAUUUAAAGGGCCGAGAUGCUCCAUGCCCCUUUCAAUCUCCUGUCAGCAUCAUGGGCUCCUGGGUCUUCCCCACCUCGAUGCUCCUGCUCUGUCUGAUCCAGGGAAGCCAGCAAGGCGGGUUGGCCCCUCAGAGGAACGGCAUCGUGGGGUGGUUCUUUUCCUCAGCCCAUAUGAAAGGGGUUCCCCCAGGAGCUGGGGCUGGGAGCCCAUUGGGAAAGGCAGGCUACGGCACACUGUUAAAUGGCUAUGGAGCAGGGGCUCCCAAUGGAGCAGGGGCUGGACCCCAAGGCCCUGCAGGGAAUGCUGGCCCUGGGGCUCAGAAUGGCUAUGGAGCAGGAUACAGGAAUGGACUGGGAGCAGGAACCUUCCCUGGAGCUGGAGCCCAGCCAGGCCUUGGAGGAGGGAUGAAACCCCAGAAAGCAGCAUAUAGAAACGGAUUGGGCAAUGGGGCCUUCCCAGGAGCUGGGGCCCAGCCAGGCCUUGGAGCAGGGACCAAACUUCAGAAGCCAGGAUAUGGAAAUGGGGUCUUCCCUGGAGCUGGAGUCCAGCCAGGGCUAGGAGGGGAAACAAAGCCUCAAAAAGCAGGAUUUGGGAAUGGGCUGGUAGCUGGGGCCUUUCCAGGAGCAGAAGCCCAGCCAGGAUUUGGAGCAGGAGCUAAGCCUCAGAAAGCAGGAAAUGGGAAUGUUCUAGAAGCUGGGGCCUUCCCAGGAGCCAGAGUUCAGCCAGGUCCCUGUAAUGGGGGCUCCAUUCUGGCUCUUCCUCCUAGGCCUCCCAAUGGAGUAGGGCCUGCAACGGGGAGUCCCUCAGAAAAAGGAGGAUUUAAGGCUCAGAAUGUCUAUGGAGCAGUUUCUCCCCCAGGCCUUGAAGAUGGAUUGAAGACUCAAAAAACAGGACUCAGAAAUGGGCUUGGAGCUGGACCCUUCCCAGGAGCCAGGAUUCAGCCAGGCUAUCAUGCCAUGAAUGGCUAUGGAGCAGGUCUUCGAGGAGGAGCCAAACCACAGAAAACAGGCUAUGGAACUGGAUUGGGAACAGGUGCUUUCCCAGAGGCUGGGCCGCAGCCAGGGUUUGGGACCCCAAAUGGUUUUGGAGCAGGCCCAGGUGGUGUAAAGCCUCAAAAAGCAGUUUAUAGCAAUGGACUGGGAGCUGGAACCUUUCCUGAAGUCAGGGCCCAGCAAGCAGGUUUCCCCGGGACAAGAAGAUAUCCAGCCAAUGGCUACAGCAAUGGAUAUGGAGCUGGGGGGCCCGGAUACCCUAAACCUUCACUCUAUGAAAAUGGUGGGGCCGAUUCCUUUGGUGCUCAGGGAGUCCCCUUUCUCCCCGGAGGUUCAGACUCUGGGGCCAAGACUGCUAAACAUGACUAUGGAAAUGGGGUGGGUGCAGGCUCCUACCUUGCAGAUGGAAGCCCGCCAGGUCUCUAUGGUCAAUUAAGACCAGAGCCAGUCCCCAGGACUUAUGGUGGGCCAGAUGUGAAGCACAACUUCAAUGGCUUCCUGGGAAAUGGCUAUAGAGGUUGAUGUCCUCCAGGGAAAUGUUGAGCCGAAAGGGAUCCCUCGAAAAUCCUCCAUCUAAAGAUCUUCAGGGUAGCUCACAGCCUAAGACCUGCCCACCUUACUACUGUCAGGCUUUUUUUUGGGGGGGGGGCGGAAUGCUCUUUGGGAGGGUCCUUCUUUGGUACCUUAACCCAGCCUUAUAAG
Messenger RNA from Dromiciops gliroides (monito del monte), 2035 nucleotides. Its product is annotated as fibroin heavy chain-like. The record is from RefSeq and is a predicted model, not a curated record. The coding region runs from base 392 to 1855 and encodes 487 amino acids. NCBI's taxonomy places the organism in Eukaryota, Metazoa, Chordata, Mammalia, Microbiotheria, Microbiotheriidae. The transcript is spliced from 31 exons.